Messenger RNA from Zalophus californianus (California sea lion), 18951 nucleotides. It is a transcript of the gene LPP, whose product is annotated as LIM domain containing preferred translocation partner in lipoma. Gene Ontology annotation, cellular component: stress fiber; focal adhesion. Lineage: Eukaryota; Metazoa; Chordata; Mammalia; Carnivora; Otariidae. Gene Ontology annotation, biological process: cell-cell adhesion. The transcript is spliced from 14 exons. Bases 1994 to 3865 code for a protein of 623 amino acids. The record is from RefSeq and is a predicted model, not a curated record.
GUUUCUACAUUCACUUCUUUAAUUCUUGGUUGAAAAAAAUCCCUCCAAAUCCAAGAAGAACCAAGUUCUGGAAUUUUCAAGAAUAGGUACUCUCAACAUCCAUGAAUGGGAAUUAUGUCCUGCUGGGAGCGAGGGCCUCCUUAUUGGGUGGACACCCGCGCCCACCAUUAGUCAUGCGACCUGGAUAGGGGGAGGUGAGUUCAUGUGUUAGCUCAGUCCUUUAUCUUGUGUUGGGCAAAUCACUUUACCUGUUUUUUAUCCUCAGAUAUUAAAGAGGGACUACACUUUGUCCCACCUAACACAAAGACCUAAUAAACCUGUGAAAAAGCACUUUCAUGAUGUGCUGAGGUGAGGGAUGAUUAUUUUAGGUACAGGAGGCCAGAAAUACAAAGAAACAAACUCUACAGCCUUGAGUGCCUUCCAGGCACUAGCUGCUGAACAUUACAACCUUUUGACAAAGUAAAUGGUGGUUUUCAUGGUUGCUCGUAUUUACAAAUGUCAGAGGGAAAAAAAAAUCCGACUCAAACCUUCCAAGAACAGGCUUGCCUCUACUCAAACCAGUUCACCCAGUUCACAGAUUUUUUUUUUUUCCUUUUUUUUUUUUUUUUUUUUUUGAAGCUGUAAGCUCACAGCAAGCUUUCUGGGCUUCUGGGACAAGCCUGGGAAGUAAAUGCUAAACUGCAGGGGUUCUUCUGAGUACAGGACGGAGGAAGCUGCCCUGAAGCAAAUGAUUGUCACAGCUACUCAGGGCUGUCAAUCAGAACCUUCCAGGAACUGACUCUGGGACCAAGAGAAGUUGGCAAGCUCUUCACAGGGUGGUCCGCGUUGUCCAGGGACACAUAGCCUGUUUCAUGGCUCAGUGGGACGAAAGGGGUCCCCUAGGGCCCUGCCUGGCAGCGGGAACGCGGCUGGGAGCCUAAGCAUCCGGGUCCCGCGCUUGGAUCUGUGUUGUGUAUGACCCUGGGCACGUCAUUUUUCUUCCCAGGGCUUCGGUUUUCUGCGUGAAGUGGGAGAGUUUGGAAGUUGGUCUUUGCCAGCUCUGCCAUCCAGUAGGUUCAUGAAUGUUGCUGGGAAUCCAGGGCGAGGCUCAGGAGCGAGAUCUCGAAGGGAAUUCCAUGGCAGGGUGUCUUCUGCUGAGGCUCAGCGCCCUAAAUUGGCGCUUCCAUAGUAGACACGGUCCCCCCAUUUCUUCAGUAGCCCCUCCACUCAGCCGCUUCCUCCUUCUACGUCUGCUUCCUCUUCCUCCAGCGCAGGCAAAGCCUCCACACCUCCCUCUUUCCCUUCCUCCUUUGCAAGCUCCCUGCAUCCCCGCGUCUCCUCCUCUUCCUCCCAGGAAGUAACAUGCCCUCCGCGCGCCCACCUUCUGGCCUAGCUGCAGCCCUAGCUGGCGCCCCCUCCCCCGCCAGGCGAGCGCUGCGCGGCGGCCCCGCGGGCACACGCUCUCCCAUACCUUACAUGGACAAAUGCGUACAGGCAAAGUCAGGAAUUCAGGCCCCUGACGUCAGCCUCCAGCUCUCAGGGCACCGCACGGGAGCCCGAGGGGAGGGGGUGGGGACGGUGGGGAGGAAGGAGGGGGAAAGGCACCAACCAGCAGCCGCUCCAGCCCUGCCGAAGUUUCACUUUUUGUCUGUGGGUCCGCUCCCGGGCCCCGCGCGAGCUUUCCCGGGAUAAGUAGCGUUAGCGAGCAGGGGAGAGCCGGGCGCUGCAAGGUAGGAAAACAAACGCAGAGGCCCAGAGGAGGUGGGUGCUGGUUCUGGAGCCUACAGUGGAGACAUUGAGGUGCAGAAAUACAACUGAAGACAGAACCCAGUCACCUGGUUCUCAUUUGAGGCCUUCUCUCAUUGGUCUCCUGAGCACUCAUCAGAGGGAAGCUAUUUUUCAACUGACACCAGCAUUGCAAUUUGCUGAACCUUGUGUCCACUGACCAUUCCAAGAGCUAGCUAUCUGAGGGUUUUUUUAAAGCUAAUAUUCACCAUACACAUCACAUAAGAACAUGUCUUGGGCAGACAAGAUUCCAACAAUGUCUCACCCAUCUUGGCUGCCACCCAAAAGCACUGGUGAGCCCCUUGGCCAUGUGCCUGCGCGGAUGGAGACCACCCAUUCCUUUGGGACCCCCAGCAUUUCAGUGUCCACACAACAACCACCCAAGAAAUUUGCACCAGUAGUUGCUCCAAAGCCCAAGUACAACCCAUACAAGCAGCCUGGCGGUGAAGGUGACUUUUUUCCACCCCCGCCUCCGCCUCUAGAUGAUCCUGGUGCUCUUCCAUCCAGCCCUGGAAACUUCCCUCCUCCACCACCCCUUGAUGAAGGUGCUUUCAGGGCACAGGGAAAUCCUGGAGGCAAGACCCUUGAGGAGAGACGUUCUAGCCUGGAUGCCGAGAUAGACUCGCUGACCAGUAUCUUGGCCGACCUUGAGUGCAGCUCUCCCUACAAGCCUCGACCCCCACAGGGCUCUGCUAGUUCGACAGCCUCUCCUCCAGCCUCCACCCCUGUCACAGGACACAAAAGAAUGGUUAUACCCAACCAACCCCCUCUAACAGCAACCAAAAAGUCUACAUUGAAACCACAGCCUGCACCCCAGGCUGGACCCAUCCCCGUGGCACCAAUCGGAACACUAAAACCCCAGCCUCCACCGGUCCCUGCCUCCUAUACGACAGCGUCCACCCCUUCCAGGCCUACCUUCAAUGUGCAAGUCAAGUCAGCCCAGCCCAGCUCUCUUUACAUGGCUUCUCCUUCAUCGGGACAAUUUUAUGGCCCAGGCCCGGGACCCCAGGGCUAUAACGCUCCACCAGGUUCUAUCUCUGGGCAGUGCCCACCUCCUUCAACACGGGGGGGCAUGGAUUAUGCAUAUAUUCCACCGCCAGGACUUCAGCCUGAGUCUGGGUAUGGGUACACCCCCAACCAAGGACGUUACUAUGAAGCCUAUUGCCCCACAGGGCCUGGCUAUGGGGGCAAAAAUGACUCUGAUCCGGCUUAUGGUCAACAAGGUCACCCAAAUACCUGGAAGCGGGAACAAGGUUAUACUCCUUCUGGAACAGGAAACCAGAACCCGGCUGGGAUGUAUCCAGUUGCUGGUCCCAAGAAGACCUAUAUCACAGAUCCUGUUUCAGCACCGUGCGCACCACCACUGCAACAAAAGGGUGGACAAACAGGUUCCAUGGGGCCUCCAGCUGUCCCCAGCUCAUUCCGCCCUGAAGAUGAGCUCGAACACCUGACCAAGAAGAUGCUGUAUGAUAUGGAAAAUCCACCUGCUGAUGAAUACUUUGGCCGCUGUGCUCGCUGUGGGGAGAAUGUCGUUGGGGAAGGGACAGGAUGCACUGCCAUGGAUCAGGUCUUCCACGUGGACUGUUUUACCUGCAUCAUCUGCAACAACAAGCUCCGGGGACAGCCCUUCUAUGCAGUAGAGAAGAAAGCUUACUGUGAGCCCUGCUACAUUAAUACCCUGGAGCAGUGCAGUGUGUGCUCCAAGCCCAUCAUGGAGCGGAUUCUGCGAGCCACCGGGAAGGCCUAUCAUCCUCACUGCUUUACCUGUGUGAUGUGCCACCGCAGCCUUGAUGGGAUCCCAUUCACCGUGGACGCUGGUGGUCUCAUUCACUGCAUUGAGGACUUCCACAAGAAAUUUGCCCCUCGAUGUUCUGUGUGCAAGGAGCCUAUCAUGCCGGCCCCAGGCCAGGAGGAGACUGUCCGGAUUGUGGCUCUGGAUCGUGAUUUCCAUGUUCAUUGCUACCGCUGUGAGGAUUGUGGUGGUCUCCUGUCCGAAGGAGAUAACCAAGGCUGCUACCCUCUGGACGGACACAUCCUCUGCAAGACCUGCAACUCUGCCCGCAUCAGGGUGCUCACCGCCAAGGCCAGCACCGACCUUUAAAUUCAGUCGCCUGCUUAGCUGGUUAGUGGGUGGUGCUGAGAAGAGGAAACACAAGAAAAAGAUAAGAAAAGAAAUGGGAAAAUGCAGGAAAGGCAGUCAAGCCGUGGGAUGGUCUCUGUUCUUCAUCUAAUAUUAACCUUUCUUUAGAAGCACAUAGAUGAUGAGAUUUUUUUUUUUUUUUUAAGUUUUCACCAAAUACACAUUUCACAUUUAAUCAUGUAGGACCUUGAUGGGCCUUUGUUCCCAAGGACUUCCACAUUUUUGCACGGAUUAUACUCCAUCCCAUUCACUUCUGCAUUCCUGUAACUUUUAAUCCCUAUGUUUGUCUCACUUUUCAUCUGGUUGAAUGGCUUUUUUUAGUGUGGUAUUUGCUGUCACACAGUUUUUCCUGGGUGAGUCGGCCAACUCACAGGUGCUUUUAGGCUUGAAGGGUCUAUUCUAUCAGUUCCACGUGGCCUGUGAUCAGAAAAGAUAGCCAUUCUUUUUCUGUGUAUUGAAAAGUACAUCUUUCUGUUGCUCUAAACCGGUCAUGCCCCUUGGGGGUAAAAAAAAAAAGUGUACCAUGUAUACGUUAGGCUACAAAGAAUUUAAGCUAUAAAUUACAUAGGUUAAAACAAGCCCAAAUUUAAUUUGCAACCAAAUUUGAUUGGAAAUUCAAAAUCUCUAGUGACCAGUGGUCAGGGCUCAUUUGAAAAUAGUAAUUGGUGAGAGAGAUCCAAAGUUUGCUUUUUUUUUUUCCUGAAGGAAUUACAGGUGGGAUAUGCUGGGAAAAAAGCAUUUUGGGGGUAUUUUGAAAAGCCUAUUAUUAUCCCACAAUACCAUCUUAAGAUUUCCCUUUUCCAUGCCACCUAGACAUCAUAAUUCAGACAAACUUUGUUUUCUCUGGAACAUAGCAUUUCCAAUACUGUCCCACUUUUCAUCUCAGAAAUAUUGCCCUGGUUGUAUUUUGUUUUGUUUUGUUUUGUUUUUUUUAAUAAUAUCCAAACACAACUACCAAAGUUGAGUUUUCUCCGGAGCAGACAGUUGUAAAGCACUAUUCCUAGUCUUCCUUUUUUUUUUUUUUUUUGCCCCCCAGGCCCGGGUCCUUUUUGCCUGACAACUGCAAAUCAGAGCACAGAAAAUAAAACUGUAGAGUUUUGUUUAAUUUACUUUAAAAAGACAGGAAAGCUUGAAAAAACUGUGAAACCACAGUUUCAUCACUCCCAUAAUCCCUCCGCAACUCAAAUUGCAUAUCACGGGAGAUGUUUUCUUAUCAUCGAUGUGACAUUUAUACCACACUUUCAAAGACAAUCGCUGAAAAAAAAAAAUUGCCUUUCUGAGCUAAAAAUAUGGAGAGUCUCUGCCUGGAAUCUUUAUUCAAACUCUUACUGGGCAUUGAAAUGCUUGCUUGCCAACUAUAGAACCAUUCUAUUGGGUUCUAACUUGUUUCUUUUAAAGAGACGCCCAUCUUCGUCACGGCAGGUUGCCAUUUUGUAAACUAAUCGAGUAUUUUGGAUUGAGAUUUCUUAAACAUUUCUUCAAAUCUUCCACAAGUAUAUACUUUUAAAUUAUGAAGUAUUUUAAGUAUACACAAAAUAUAAAUAAUAAUAUAAUGAAUCCCUGUAUACAUAACACCCAGUUUAAGAAAUCAAAUAUAACAAAUAUAGUUACAUUCCCUUGCACACCCUUCCCUGGGUCCACAAAUACCUUUUUCAUGAUCAUAAAGAUGUAACGUCGAUUUUUAGUCUUUUAUUUUAAUUUUUAAUUUUAGCACUCAGAAAUGAAAAAUUAUUUGUGCGUGUUUUGAAUUACGCCCCAUGCCUCAGGAAUUCCAAUUACAUUUAUUUUACUUUAGUAGGAAUGAUUGUAAAAAUGGUUCAGUUUUCUUUUUUUUAUUUCAGUAAGAAAUUCUUAAGCCUAUGGUCAUUAGCUCAUCUAAGUUAAUUUGUGGCUCUUUUGCCUUGGUCACCCAAAGUGACCGCCGAAGUUGCAACUUUUCAAAGUUUUCUUGGAAAACUUUGUCUUUCCUUACUUUGCUACUCUUACCAUUGGUCCUAUAUUUUUCUUAAUGUGAAAUACAAUGGGAUUCAUUUUGGGCAGCAUGUGAAUUUUAGGAUACAAUAGUGACUGUAUCUCUGAAUUUCUGUCCUCCACAUUCAAGAUCAGACAUGCUGAUGACCUCAAAGAGCACUGACUAUUAGACAUUUGGAGAGAGAAUGUAAUUUGCUUGAAUGGCUUCAGCAAUUUGUUUUCUAUGAAGUACUUGGAGGAAAUUGUGUUUAGGCCAAAAGCCCAAUUUAUUGAGAGAUGGAUUUUAUCUCUUGAAGUGCAGUCAUAUUAUUAUGAAUUUUGCCAAAAGAGGAAAAUGUAUGAAAUAUUUAUACUAUAAAAAUGCAAUAACAUUCUACUUGUUUGUUACAUUUAAGUCCUUGUGUAACUAAAAUGUUUACAAGCCAAAACAUUUUAAAGAGAGAGAGAGUUAUAAGAAAAUGCUGUCACAGACCCAUCAGUGUGGCUUUGCCAGAAUACUGCUUGCUUUCAAUCUUUAUAGUACAUUUUUAUCACAUAACCUCAGAGUAUCUUUACCAAAGAGUUUUAAAGUAAAUCUCUUUUUAAUAUAGACCUAUUAUACUUUUAUAAUAAUGAAUGUGCACACACACAUAUGCAGAAAUAUUUAGAUUUAGAUUUCUUUUCUUUCACAAGGUAUAAUAAGGAAAGGAUCCUACAUAUUUUAUUCCAGGAUUUCUUAAGUAUAUGAUUUAUAUUGCCUUCUUGUCUUUUCUAUUAAUCAUUUGGUUUAAACAAUGCCAAAUCACUCUUUACUGUUUUAGUUACAUGAAAUUUUGCCUAUAACAGAGACAGAAAGAUCAUAUAACCUUAACAAUUGUAAUUCUUUUGUCUUUUGGUAUAUUGCCUUGAUAUUUAAAUUCAAAAAUAAUAGAAAAAUCAGAAUUUAUAAGAGGAAGUUUGUUAAAAAAUUGUCAAGAACACAAAUAUUUGGUAAUUAUGUGUUGAUGAGAGAUGUGGAAAAGGAAAAAAAACCCACUAUGUCAUGGGCUCUGCACACCAUUUCAAAAUCAAAUUUCUUCACUGUCUGGAUCCCAGCUCACACUGACUCAACGUGGAAUCUUGUUUGCAAGCAAAAUUGCAUUUAAAACUCAAAACUAAGUCAUGUGUCCCAACAUGGGACAUCAAGGCUUUGAGAUGCUGGACAUCUCUGCAGCUCAAAAAUGUGGGUUCUUUUUCCUGUCGUUGACAUUAUUUUUGUAGGGGCAACUUCUCUGAUCAAAAUUACUUCAUUGGCUGUAUGCUGACUAACGCAGCCGAGUUAUUAACACUAUCAUUGUUUCCUCACCACGCAAGAUUCUGCGAAGGUGCUUAUGGUGAUGUUUAAAGUAUAUAAAACUCUAACUACAUUUAAACAAGUGUUUUUAUUUGGGUUCAGAGGAAGAAAGAGAGCACUUUUACAACGGGACUGUAGUAGAGGGUUUAUAGAAUAUAGACAGGACUCUGAGAACACAACUUCCAACAGUUUUCCUCGUUAGUAAAAAUCCUAUUAAUGUGAACCAGCCAGGAAUAACAGUGUUAUUUCUAUUUGACAUAGUUCGGGCUUCUCUUGUCAAAUCUGUGUCGGCUGCCCCCUGAUCCCUCCAUCAUCAAGUUUUGAAGGGUGUCAGGGAAAUUAUGGCAGCUGCUAGGGAGAUCAGGAAACACUGAUGUGACCUCCCAGCCUCUCACCACUCCUCUUGGCUCAGAAAGGUUUCUUUUUCUCAUAGACAUUUCUAGAAAUGUUGCCAUGCUACCUUAGUAUUUCACAUUUGUAGUUUAAACAAGUGAUUGUCCAUCUGUUGCCUCGAGCUACAGUACAUGUGUGUUAUGAAUGAAAUAUGACAGCAUGUUCCAUACUCUGCUUUCGCCAUCUGUAGGAAACCAGUAGGCUGAAAAAGAUAUACCUCUGCAGAAUGUGCCUGAAGUCCCUUUCUUGAGAUCACUCUCUCGGGGCACUUCCGUGGGAGACAAUCGGAGAGCAACAUGUAUGUGUGCCUUAUUUUUAAAGAGUCUCUACGCCACUAUGAAUACUCCACUGGGGAGUCCAUAGUAUUAGUAAUCACCUCCCAGAUUUCCAAAAUACACUCAUCGAAAAGGAUAACAAAAUCCAGAGAAGUGUAAACUCUUUAUCUUAAUGUGCUCUAAUAGUGUUUCUUUUCUCCUUGUCUCUUGGAAGGACCUUGUGAAUUCCUGAAUUAAAGAAAACACUUUUAUGCCAGGAAGUGAUGUUUCGGAUGUUGUUGGUGAUUAUGUUUGGUCUUUCUCUGGUUUUAGUCAGAUAAUGAAGUCAGACUUCCAUUUGAGCCUUUACCACCCAUUCAGCAUAUCCACUUUGAGUAAUUGUCAUAGCUUUUUGGUUUGUCUGUUGUCUUAAUUUAAUAGUGGACAGAACAGGUUGAGUUCUGAGUCAUUAUUAUGGUACAACCGUGGGCAUUUUAGGUUGUUAUUUAUAUGACAGAUACAUAGAAUGAAACUCUUCUCAAGAGACUGUUGUCUGGGCAGCAUAUUACAUAUUAUUUCAAACCUUUAAAAAAUUAUCUGAUUAAAGCUCUACGGUUUGGUGAGAAUUUUUCCUCUUUCCCUCUUCGCCUCUUUUCCUCCCUCCUCUUUUUUCUCUUCCUGCCUUCCUUUCUUACAUUCUGUCCUGCUUUUCAUCCUACCUAAUAAUAUUAUUGUGCUUGGACUUUUCAUAAGUAAAUUAUAUCAGUGCAUUCUGAUCUUUACGGAAUUGUGACCAUAUGAAGGGAAGAAGGCUACCGUCAAAUAUACAUGGCAUCCAUAAAUCCUUCCUUUAUAAGGGCAUAUUUUCCAGAUUGUGUUUAUUCAUAAAGCGAGAUGAGAUAAUAGAGUCUUUCAGUUUUAUUUUAAUGAGUUUUCAUCAGGGAUUCAGAUCAUAGAGUUCUUGGCAAAUUCAUUUAUGACUGCCCUACUUUUCUCAGCUAUAUGCAAAGUGAUCUUUCUAAGACUAGGUUAAGAAUUAAAAAAAAAAAACAUUUUGGCCAACAAAACAAUCAUAUUUUUAAGUGGUGUGGCAUAUUAUUUUAUUCCUAAUGAAACUUGGUAAUUUUCCUCAUGGCAAGGAAAAACUAUUAUCCUUCCAGAAUUUUUACACAUAUCAGCAUUUUGCCUAUGAGCAUAAUAUUAAAUCCUAAUAGUUGAAUCACAGUAUUUUACAGGGGGUAGGUCAGCGCCAGAGUUCUUCCUAGAGCACAGUUCACAGGCCUGUGGUAUGUUUAUAAAAAGCAAAAAAGCAACCUGAGAAGAACAAGUCUGGGUCUCUCAGUAAAGCAUUUUGCUAAAAUUCGGCUUUGAGAUUUUUUUGAACUCUGGCUAAUAAUUGAUAAAAAUAUGCCCUCUGUGUCCAUUUUUUUAAAAUCUGUUUGGAAAAAGCUUCUAUUUCUAGGGAUAUAUUUUCACCUUUGGUUUCUGCUCUCACUUCGACUUUUUGUAAGUUUUCACAGGAUUGACAUUGACAUUGAUUUUCCCUUUUCAGAGGGUCACAUGUGAGGAAGGUAAAACAUACUUAAUACAUAUUUAAUUCAAUACAUAAGUGAAGUUGCCAAGUCUCAGUGGGUAUGUUGUUUUGUGGGGGGGGGGGGGUUUGUCUUUUGUUUGUUUGUUUGUUUGUUUGUUUGUUUUUUCAACCUGUCUCCAAGAAGAGUGGGAUUCAGGAAAAUAAGGAGGGAUUUAAGAAACGAGACAGUCUACAAUUAAAAUGAUGGCAGGAGAGUUCUUGUAAAGUGUCACUCCGAGACCUUUCGGAGGGGUUUUAGGCAUCAGCAAUUGCAGUUGUUUAAGCAAGUAAGCUCGUAAAAUAUUCAUUUUUCCAGGUUUAUGAGGUAUUUAAAAAUCACUAUGGAUAUAGUGACUAUAUUUUUCCCUUGCCAGAAGAAAGUGAAGUGAGAGUAGCUGCUAGGCCCCAUGACAGGGUUCGUAGCUACUCCAGGAAUUUAUAACGCAUGUCCUUUCACCCCCUCCAAGAGAGGGGCAUAGCUCAUUCUCAUUCUCACCAUCAAAAGAUGGUGAUACAUAUUCUGACAUAUUCUUGGGCACACCACACCGUACCCUAAGCAUCUCUGACGGUUAGAAGUUUCUCUUUUCACACAUGCAGUGUUUUCUCCCUUUCCAGUACUUACCUGAUGAUGACAGUAAGUAGGAGUUUAGGUCUGUUGUUCUCUUGUUGAAAUCCAAUCAUCCACUAUCUGUAAUGUCGUGCCUAAACAGCCAAACUAUAACUGAUUUUUACUAGUUUUCUCUUUUUUAGUUGCAAACACAGGAAACUAACUUAACUUAGUAACUUUAAAAAAAGGAAAUAUAAAAUGGCUUAUUUUCCUUUAAACUUAGGACACUUAUCCCUUUCUCUAUUUUACUUUCCUGCCCCUUGUGCAAGAAGAUGUAGACACCGUUUUGGUUAUCCAACAUGCAGGUGGCUUCUUUUGUGGAAAGUGGUAUGGAAGAUGCAUUUUUAUUAAAUUCAUGAACAUUUCCCCCCUUGAAAUCACACACACACACAAAAAAUACUAAAAGCUUUGGUCUUUAUUUCUGAUUGUUACUUAAUUUAUCCACAGUCUCUAACCACGCUAAUACAUAUCUCUAUUUCCAGCCUUUGUUAUAAACAAAAAUUAAUACUCUACAAGCGAAAAGUUAUAUAUACUAGAGAGAGGAGAAAACCUACAGCUAAUUCCUUUGUAAUAAUUUAAGAUACUUGCAUUAAUCUUUCCUUACAAUAUGCCUUUUUAAAUUUUUCCAAGCUACUCAUCCACUUAGGGACAAGAGAAAACCUUAUUCAUCUAACUCUGAUAGGCAUUUAACUCAUUGACCCAAACAGCAGUCUUAUUAAACAACCCACAUAAUGGAUUCGGUCAACUUGACACUGAAUGUAGCUUCUAGUUCACUGCUCAACCCCAGAAGUAGAAUGGUUUACCAAGAAUGAGACAGGUCUCACUAUGUUAUCUUGUGUUCUACACUAGUAUAGAGAGUUCUAGCUGACCCCAGACAUCCAUCGGUGGUGUUCCCAAACAUAGACUCAUGGGCUCUUUAAGGACCUGAAGCUCCUCUGUUAUUUUGCUAGCAAGUCACCAUCCCAUAUCUUAGACCUGGCCAGUAUGUAGUACUGUUCAUAGCAGUCCAUUCUACUAUUAGGGCAGCUCUUUUCUACAAAAGUUCUUCCUCGUGCUGCAUAUAAAUUUGUCUCCAGGGCUUUGCAAAACAAGUCUAACGUCUGAAUCUCCCCUUUAUUGACAUUGUGUCAAAUCCAAUCACCUUUCUGCUUCUCCUUUGAACACUUGGACAAAUAGCUCCUAAUUUUAUUUCACUCUACUCGAUGAAACUUAGUAAUCACCUUGGGUCAGGCUAGGUGGAAACACUUUCUUUGGGGGUUGAAAGUAAAUAGAAUUGAAGUCACCCAAAGGAAACUGAUAGUCAACAUGGAAAUUUCCACCAAGGACUCAGACCCAGGAGAGUGGAAGGCAGAUGAGGCUAGAUCUUCUAUGUGUACAAAACAGACCUUUUACAUUGUGUUCAGUACUAUUUUUGAUUUUUGAUAUUUCGAAGUCAUUCUGAAAACGAGAAGCAAGCUAACCUGUAUGCCAUCUGUGAGAGUCCCACUUCUUGGUUAAUGUUCAGAAAGUCUCUGUAACCCUCUCCCUUUGUCUCUGUCUUCUCAGUAAUAGCACAGUUUUUGUCCAUGUUCCCAUGCUGAAUAUGCAAAAAGAGUUCUGGAUACUUUAUAGGGGUUCGAGAUAAAUAAGUACUUGCUGAUUGGUUUUGACAUUCACUUCCAUUUUCCUGUGCUCAAAUAUUUGUACCUAGAGAUGUUGCCCUUUAGACCAAGUGAGCAGCUUCCCUACGUGUUCAGUUAGGAACUGUCCUUAGGAGUUCUGUAUUUCUCUUUACUUUUGUCUUUCUAACCUCUUUAUCCCUUGCUCAUCUUAAUUUAAUAAUUGCUGUGAGAGCAUAAGUAACUUUGAUUCAGUCCAGCUGCAAUAAGAUCAAACAGGUUCAGUGGGUACUCAGGAAUAUGGCAAUGAGAAGGGUACUACUUCCCAGUGGCAUCAGUAGGGCUCCAUGGAGGAGUGAAAUUUGGUAAGAAAUGUUGAACUGAUUCAUUGACUUGAUGUGGAAGUUGAAGGAAGAAUAUUUAAGACACUAGAAACAAUAGAAAAGCCAAACUAUCUUCAGAAAAGAUCCUCUACUUUAAAUAUUACAGAUUCUGGAAUUUCCUUAACAGGAGAAAAAAAUUCCAAAUAUUCAGGGUCAAUGGGAAGGUAAAAAGCACAGAGGGCUAAUUCAACUGCUAUUUUCUAUCUUGUCUCUUUAUAAUUGGAAGAUAGAAGGAGCUGCCAAAAUAUAAUCCAGCACAUACAGUAUGAACAAGAAGCUCUAUAACACAGAUACUCUACUCUUGGAGCAAACACACGUGUCUUUUGAACCCCUGCAAGAGAAGAAGCAAGACAUCCUUAUUUUCCUAUUAUGUUAGGUCAACAAUUGGAAAGGACCCUGCUAUCAUCUAUUCCACUUGGUGUUAAAAAUUCCCUUACUGAUUCACUGCUAAGUGAUAACCCAGACUCUGUGUAAGCAUCACAGAGCUGCAUCAACAAGCUCAUGACUUCUUGGGUCUUCCAUUUCCUCCAGCACACUUUGUUCCAAGCUCCCCCUGACUCUGAAGCAGAACCAGGUUUGGGGAUUACGCUCUCCUGAGUGCCACACAAAACUCAGCCUUAGUGCAUAAUAAAAUGUUAUUCCUCCCUUCAUUUUCCUUCCAAAGAUAUUUUUUUUCACUUUGGCAACACAUUACUUUAAAAUUUUUUUUUUUAUUUUUAGCUAAAGAUUAAAAAACUUUUAAACAUCCUUAAAAAAUAGGAUUUUCUGAGGGCCAGGUUUUAGAGUUGGCGACUUUUGUUGUUUUUAUUUUCUUACUCAAAAGAUAAAUUGUUCUGACAGUUGAUUACAUACAUAGCUCUAUGCCCUCCCCCAGUGCCCAGCCCAUGAACAGUACCCUCCAGUUGCCUGGUCUGCUGAUAAUGACCCUAAAAUGUUAAAAAAUGUCCAUGCCUGAUCUCCACUUCUAAAAAGGAAGAAGUCAAACGCAAAAGAUAGCGGUUCUGUUGAAACUCUUUACUUCUGUCUAGUUCUUUGCCAGAGGAAAUCAUUCUUGGGGGGACAGGGUGAUAGAAUGUUGCAGUCUUAGGUAGAAAUGUAUACAUUCUUUCCGCCGUGCCCUGGGUUACCGUGGACCGUCAUCCUCUAAGACAUCCCCAGGUUUGAAUUAGAGGGCCCUCUUGGCAGAACCUGUCACCAGUCUCCUGGGCCGGACCUGGGGGUGGCUGUCUGAGCUCUAAAAUAAUAAUUCCUGAGCGAGCUUACAAACGGCUUUCACACAUGAAACAGCCCUGGGAGGAAGGUUAUUAAUAGCCCUAUCCUAGGAGAGGGAGCCGAGGCUGGGAAUCGUUCAGUGACUUGCCAGAAGCGAUGCAGCUGCUAAGUGGCAGAUCUGGGGACACAGCCAGGUCGUGCAAGUCCAGUGCUCUCUCCGGCGGCCACUUGCCGGGCACAGAAUACCUCCGAGCACAACGUACGCUUUGCCCAGACUAACGUGCCCCCCGUGCAAAGGCGUCCAGGGCGAUUCUCCUAGCCCGUUACAGACCUCAGGUGGCCAAGCCACGUGUGCACAGCGGAACGUGCGAUCGCUUAGAGCCUGCGCACAUCCUCCGUGCGGUCUUGUGGGAAACUCCCGGGCGUUCUGUCUGAUCAGCCCUGUGCUGAUGGCCGUCGGGGAAGGCCACCCGCGAGGACAAACGGUGGCGCUGCAGCACGCUGCCCGCAAAUCUCCCCAGAGACAGUUGCUUUCCUUGGCGUGAAGGGGAAAGCUCUGGAAUGGUGAGGUGCAGCCUGUCACCCGGGAUCAUGUCAUUUCUAAUGCAGUGGAGGGCAGAGGUGACUGGGUCCUUAAGACAGGUCUCUCUCCCGUGGGCUACGAUUUAUGCCCCCCGGAGACGGAGACUGCUCUGUAGGUAAACAAUGCCUAGGAUUCUUCCUCUCGGUUCCCAGCUGUUGAGGCCCACGGUGUCUGUCACUGCACCAGGCGUUUCCCAACCACCCCACCCACCCAUGACCUUGAAACGUCUGGGAACAGAGGCUGCCGGACUGAACGCGGCUCCACAUUUGGUGUUUGCCGUUGGAGAGACAAGGCUGCCCAGGCCGGUAUGGUUUUGUGAUUCGUGGAAGCUUAUUCCAGUGAGUUUGGUACUGUGUUGUUCCCAGGAUGCUUACUUAGAAGCCUCUGUGUAUAUUCUAGAAGCUGCCCUACACGGCAGUCCCACAACUCACCAUUCUUUCUCUUGAGCCGCAUCUCUCAGGAAUGUGCCUUUUGAUGCAUGCUCUUGGGCUUUCAUUUCCUCCCAUUUCUCAUUAUAGUUGUUUGGCUUCUGGUUAAAAUCUGUGAACCGAUUGCAAAGAUAUUCUCUCUUCAUCUGAGUUAAAUCUCCUGUAGGAAACCUGUAAAAUGAUCUCAUCUAAUAAGCUUUUUAGGCUUUUCCCUCCCUAGAGUCUACCAUCCAUCACGCCGCUCUCACCAUCUCUCUGGUUAUUCCCUGGGAUUCAUGAGGGCCAAGUGAAGGCACAGAUGGCCACUCACCCCUUUCCAUACUUCACACCUGGCACACACAGGACGUGCCAGUGGGGCCAGUGCGCUAGUACCCUUGGCAGAAAUGGCAACAUUCAGAGCCUGGAAAGGUGCCUCGUCUUCCUGCGAGGCUUGAGAAAUGCUCUGGCUGAAGCCGUGGAGAACGGUUCUUGUAGGAUGGACGGAGUACCCCCCCCCCCCACUCAGGAGUGGGUGACUAGAAGAAGAAGAAUUUUGAGAACUCUCCAGAAUGAUAUGGGUGAGUACGCCUGGGUAGAGACUCCCCGGGGUGGAGCCUGUGACAUCUCGUUAGCGGGAAGAAAAGGACAGUGAGGCAGUGAAGAUGGAGAAGCAGCCCUUUAAAAAAAAGAAAGGGCGUCACCAACCCUGAUCUCCCUUUACAUAAUGUAAAGAAAAUUAUGAAUAAAACUUUUUCUUCUUCCAUUCUACAUGAUACAGUUCUCCAUAUGUAGGGAAAACACAAUUGCGUUGUCUUUCAAACACACACCCAUGCACGUGCGUGCACACACUCUCACGCAUAUGCACAUACAGACGUCUUCCAAGAAAGCCGAUCCUUCAAAAAAGAAACCUUAUUUUAAAACACUUGGGUUUUUCAGGCCAGGAAAUUAAUAAUUCCUAGACCUGACCCAUUUUUGUGGCUGCCAAAAAGGAAAAGAAAAAGCUCUUGAAAUUUUGUAUGGAUCCAUUUAUCUCCUAAAAUAUGCCAAAGCAAUUUGAGGUGGGGGUGGAAACGAAAGUAUUUCUCUCUCCUGCCUGAUUCUCUCUUUACAUUUCUAUCUGUGGGGAGAAGAGUAAAGCCUCUUCCUGGGCCAUUCUUAUCAAUGCAUCGUGUUACCACGUUGGAAGGUGCCUGCUCGCUCCGUGCCAAGAGGAAUCACACUUCCUCUCCCGACUCCAUUUACUCUAUCAUGAGGGAGUAAAUAUUAAGUCUGGACGUCUUUCCUCACCAAAUUAUUUAACGCCAUUUCUGAACUGCUUUAGAAAAUGUAAAAGGGAGAAGCUAGUUUUUCUUGGAUCCAUGUCUCCUUUCUUUUCUUUCUUGGGAAACUUAAUUAUAAAGGGGGGGGGUGGAAUCCAAUACCUUCUCAUCUCGUUUUCUCUGUGGGUGACAGCUGAUGACCACUUAGGAACCAUAAGCCAGAAGUAGGAGAAGAGCAUCGCCAGGUUAUGAUGUAUCUGCCAAUGUGUUUCAUUCCUUCAAACUCAGACUUCAGAGGAAACGGGAUUUUUAUCAGUUACAUGCCAACAAUAGAAAUGGCCUGAUUUUAAUUUCAAAUAGUAAAAGGCAAGUUGAUAUUUAGGCAGUGUUUGCAUUUUACUAACCCUUCUGCUUCGUUUUUAGUUGCUAUGCCAAGCACAUCAAUGUAUCAGGGAGAAAUUGCCAGAAAGAGCCAAAGUGCCUCAGACCUCUCUCACUCGGUAGCAAAUUGAAACUGGUAGACACCAUGCCGGCCUCCUCACUCCACUGAAAUGUCAGAAUUGAGACGCAUCCUUGAUGAAAGAGAUUUAGGACCCUGGAAACUAAAUCUUGUCACCAGUAUGUAUAGGGAAGUAGUUGCAAAACCACGUUUAAAUGACGGUCUUCCUUUUACUCCCCAUUUAUUCUCUUGGGAAAGCUGAUAAGCAAGUGAUCCAAGAAUUCUUUCCUUAGUAAACAAAGUCAGAAUCUAUUUCCCCCCUAAAAAUCUGGAUUCUGUCCUUGUCCUUUUUCAGGAAACCUAUCCAAGAGCAAACAGAAUUAAAGAUGACACUUGAUUGUCUGAUCCUUUAGCAUGAAUAAAAUUAUUGUGUGAUUGAAUGUGCCUUAAGUGAACAUUUAAACUGAGAUGCAGCAUUUUCACCGCUGGAUGGAGGGUUAACUUCUUCCAGGCUAUCUGCGCAGCGAACUACUUUGUUUUUGUUUUGUUUUGUCUUUUAAACUCCACAUUUAUCAUUAGUUUAGCAGAUUCGGGGCUCUUUCUCUCCUGGGAAUAUGUGCAAUUAUGAGACGCACCAAAAGAAAAAGGAAGGGGAAGAACUUCCUGAGUAGCAAAUGUGUGCCAUGAAGGAGACGUGACAUGGAGAUAAGGAGCCCAAGGAUAGUAAUUUCUCUGAGCUGCGCACACGAGCUUUUAUUUCGUGGCUCUGUCACAGGCUUUUCUCCUUCUGUGCCGUCACCUUUGAGAAAAACGAUUGCACCUUCUCCAAGUCUGCCUUUUUAACAGCUACAGUUGAGUUGGCAAGACUUCCCCAGCUCUGAAUAUAGCCAUUUGCCGACUCCGGCCUCUUUGCGAGACUGACUCAAAUCUGUGAUCUUCUGUUCAGCAUACACAUCAGCAAAGUGAGAAGAUGAGCACUAAAUAUAGGCUCUAUUAACUUUACUUUUAGAUUUACUGCCUUCAAAAAGUGCCUAUUCUGAGAAACAUAAACGUUAUUCCUACAUAUGUAUGUACACACGGUACCCAGAGUCAUACUGUGCAGCCUUCAAAAACAUACCAUCUAAAGGAGUAGGUGCUAAGAUAAGGAACGCUUGCCAAAUGGAAGAAAGUCACUCAUUUCCAAUAUCCCCUCUCGAGUGGCACCGUGAAACAGGCUGCAAACACAUUCCCUGAGCAUUCCUUGCUGAUACAGCCACUUUAUAUUUAUAUCCGACUGGAUGGAGGCAUACCGCUGAGGCUUCCUGUACUCUGCUUCAGGGGCCUCGAUGCUGUAUGGAAUUGGAAUAUUCAGUCAGAAGGAAGCAUUGUUCGAGAGAAUUAAUAGAGCCAGGAUCUGUAUUAGGAUAUGCGUCAGAUGUGUGUUUUAUAAACUAAGCAUUGGUGGGUUUAGAAUGUCAGCACAUUUUUUUUUUUCUCCUUUUAUCUCUCAGGCUAACAUCAGUGAAAAUGAAAGAAAAGUCUUGGCCAGGAGGAUUGGAGGCUCAGAGGGCCAAACGUCCUUGCCAGAUCCUUAGAGCAUCUUUACUUUGACUCCUAAAAAUAGUAGCGUAUGUUACUGAGUGGCUUUUGUUUCCAUAGUUCUGUCAUGGGCAUUGCAAGCAUAGCCGCUGCUGAUGGGACAGCCGCACAGCCUGGAAGGAGAGACUGUUCUCCAGGUGUGGCAUAGGAGAGGGUCUGGGGAAAUAGGACGACGAGGUAGGCCGUGCAUGAUUUUAGGAAAAGGGUUGAAGGGAGGACGUGCUUCCAAAAAAGAUCUUUCUCAAUGUGUCGUCUGACUCAACCAGCUGGCAAAUUACACUUGCCAAGUCGCUCUCUUUCCUUCUAAGUCAUUUGGCUCCAUGUGCAUUUGAAUACGCCUCUCCUUUGGGAAAGAGAGAUGCCUCCAGUUAGCCUCUCUCCAAGGAAGCUCUUGACGUCGUCUUGGUCACAAAGUUAUCUCCUGCCCCACCCACUUUCACCAAAAGGAAGUAAAGAGGGACGAGCUAUAGGAGAUGGUUUCCAUGGCACUGCAGUCAGCCACCAUUCUGCCUUCCAUAUAAGGAGCCCCCCUACAUGCACCAGGGAUGAGGCUGGAACAGAUUACUGUUGCAUAAUCUCGAGUGUGGACCACCCUGCUUUAGCUGUCAUCGUUUUAUGAGACCAGUUGGCUCCUUGGAGAAAGAGUGAUACUCUUCACUAAAAAUGUCUACUCUUCCUGUUGACGUUCGUUUUCUGUUUUUACCUUAUCCAAUUUCAACACUAGUCAUUUUCUAUUUUUUAGAGAAUCAGAUGUCAGUGCUAGAUAAGAGUUGAAGAAUCUCUGUGUGGUGUCAGAAGAAGUAUUGGGAUAUGGGGGGUUUUCUCCGUGGAAACAAGAUGGACGGGGAGAGACAACAGGGCUCUGCUCCAGGUUUCAACCUGAUGACCAUGACUAUGAGAGUUUUGUGUAAAUGUUAAGUGGUACUUACAAGUAGACAGAGAAAGGAGAAGGGGGAGACAGGGAGAGGCCAGGUUUUCUCUCCACUAAGAGCAAGAACGUCCCACUGAGUACAAGGAUAGCCCCACCAUGAUCAGCUGCUAGUCAGAAUAACAGUCCCUGCUUUAGGGAAAGCCACACGAACACAUACAGGGAAUAUGCCUUUUUUCACAUGUGUGGUACUGACAGAGCCAUGAUAUUCCUAAAAUAUAGGUUUCUCUUUCUUAUUUUAUUCUUAGAAAAUCACAUUUCUCCACCACAUCAUGAACCAUCACUGACUUAUCCAAAAUAACCCACAUGAUUCCUUAUGAAAAUAAGAGAAUAAAACCUGUUAUAAGCAAGUGAUUUGGGUAUUUUCUUUGUAUUUAUGUAUAAUCCAAUUAUAUUAAAACAUUUCUAUUUACCUUCUAUCUGUUUCUUCUCUCAAUUAUGUUUUUCCAAUGCUCUAUAAGAAUAAAUAUGAAAAUGAUACUCCCUUUUUUCUGUAAAAGAACUGCAACUCCUUUAUUAUAUUUAGAAAUCCAAUAAACUUCUUAUUACA